AUGGGAGGUUGUAUCGAUCCCACAGUGACGGAAGAAUAUCUCAAGGAAGCAUGCGGCAGAGUGGGGAACACCGAGGCUCCUGGCCUUGAUGGAAUCCCCAACAUCGCAUUGAAAGGAGCGAUUAAUGCAGCACCAGGACAAUUCUUGGAUGGGGAGAAACCACCGGACGAACCUUCAUCUGAUCGCCCCCUCUGCGUGCCAGAUACAGCCGGGAAAAUUAACGAGAGUAUCAUGCACCAGAGGAUAGAAGCAGUAGUAGAGCCAUUGCUAGCCGCCAACCAAUACGGCUUCAGGAGAGGUCGCACCACAUUCGAUGCUAUUGAUCUUGUAGUCAGCACCGCCAGGGAGGCGAUCUCGGGGACUCGAUUGAAAGGAAGGAUAAAGAAGUACUGUCUAGUGACAACACUGGAUAUAAAGAACGCCUUCAACUCAGCCAAGUGGGAUUGUAUUAUGGAGGCCCUUGACAGGAUGAACGUACCAGGAUACCUGCCAAGGAUGGUAGAAAGCUACUUUCCUGAUAAAAUCCUCAUGUAUGAUACCGAGACGGGCCCCAAAGAGUACAGAGUUACCGGGGGAGUAUUCCAGGACUCUGUCCUGGGCUCUCUUGUGGAACAUCAUAUAUGUCGGUGGAUGAAUACAGUUGACUUGAAACUACCGGAACAUAAGACGGAAGCUGUACUUAUAACAACCAGGAAGCGUGUGGAGACGAUCAAGCUGCAAGUCGGCAAAUACAAGCUCACAUCUCAGCCGUUCACCUGGUACUUGGGAGGGAUAAUCGAUAUCCGACUAAGCUUCAAGGAGCAGGCAGAGCACGCGAGUUCCAAGGCGUCUCGAGUCAGAAUGGCCUUAUCCCGGCUAAUGCCUAAUGUGGGUGGACCUAAGCAGAGGAGAAAAGCCCUUCUAUCAUCGGUGGUCACAUCGGUGAUUACUUAUGGCAUUGCUAUAUGGGCCAACGCGUUGCUGAUGCAGGAAUCACGACGGAGAGUAGCACUAGUUUAUCGGCUGAGUGCCCUCAGAGUUGCCAGCGCAUACUGCCCUGUGUCCGAGGACGCAAUGUGUGUCAUCGCUGGGAUGCUGCCCCUUGAAGUACUCGCUGAAGAACGAAGAUCCAUCUACCGACAGAGGCGAUAG
Diachasma alloeum is the source of this 1131-nucleotide messenger RNA. RefSeq lists its product as uncharacterized. NCBI's taxonomy places the organism in Eukaryota, Metazoa, Arthropoda, Insecta, Hymenoptera, Braconidae. Bases 1 to 1131 code for a protein of 376 amino acids. The record is from RefSeq and is a predicted model, not a curated record. The transcript is spliced from 3 exons.